GCUCACGAACGGAAGCUUGAUCUUGCGGUAUCUAGCAGCACCAGACACACAAACAAACAAUGCCAUUCUUAGUCACCUACAGACCUGCGAUCCUCCUCUUCUUCUUCAUCAGACAGCCUGUUGCGGCAGCCUCCUUGGUGGGCAUGUUUGCGUUGUGGGAGGCCGACAGAAACCUUGGGCUUGGUAUAAGGGAAUCAUUCAACGAGUGGAGAAACACAGCGUUGGGGUUUGCCACGGUGCAAUCGCAGUAUGACGCGUUCAAGCGGAUCGACGAGCAGAAGAGAAAUGAGAUGCUCGUCAAGCAGUAGUGGUCGCAACGCCAACGGUCCAUACUCUGACUCUUCUAGUCAUUCUACUAUUAUUCAUUUCUUCACCCCCACACACAAGUCCUACUUAUUUAUUUGGUGUUCAUUGCACACCUCCUCAUUUUAUAUCUAUCGUCUAUAACUAAUAGAUCACUAUAUACAAGUUACGUUGCGGA
Molecule: messenger RNA, 481 nt
Organism: Pichia membranifaciens NRRL Y-2026
Lineage: Eukaryota; Fungi; Ascomycota; Pichiomycetes; Pichiales; Pichiaceae
Exons: 1
Coding region: 60-308 (82 amino acids)
Source: RefSeq, a predicted model, not a curated record